AAUAAUUAUUUAAUUUUGCCGCAUUGCGGUAAAGUGUCCCGUGCUCGUCUUCUGAUUUUCCUCAUAUUUUUUAUUUUUAAAAUGAUUAAUUCGACAACAAAUGAAAUUGUUAGUAAUGAUGGAGGAAAUUUGGAAUUAUUAAACCUUAAAAAUGAAGAGAAUAAUGUUGAUAUUUAUUUGGAAAUGCUUAAAAAUAAAUUCUCUGAUCCAACAUUUUUGAUUGGACUAGAACAUUUUUUAGGUAAUUAUUCUAUACCUGGUGGCAGUCAACUUGUUCGAGAAUCAAUCUCUCGCCACCUACGUCGCCUCUUUGGUGUUUCUCUUCGUUGGGAAGAACUUUUUUUGGUUAAUAAUGAAUUGUCGGCUCUUGAGGUGUUCGUAAAUACUUUUUGUUUGAAUGGAGAUUUAAUUCUCUGUCCAGCACCUUUUGCCUACCCAGAACUGGCAAAAAAUAUUAAAACACAAACUCAAAUAGAAUUUUGGCCAAUUCCCCUUACAACUAACGGUAAACAAUUGGAAAUGGAUGAUUUAAUAAAUACAUAUCAAAAAAUCGAGGAAAAAGGUAGACGAGCACGGGCUCUUCUUUUGCAUAAUCCACAUCCAAUUCUCGGUUCUCUCCAAGAUGGAGAUAGAAGAAUUGCUAAAUUAGUGGAAUGGACUAGCGAAAAAGAAAUGUUUAUUUUGUUGGAUGAAAGUUUAGCAUCUCUUGAUUUAUGGGAAUUUAGUAGUUGUUUGGCUUUAGACCAUAAUUCUCUUCAAUCUGGAAAAAAUAUUAUUUGGAUAUGGAAUGGAUCUAAACAUUUUUCACUUCCCGGAUUGGAAUUUUCUGUUAUUUAUUACCCCCAUCAAUCUGAUAUAUUUUUAAAUUCUUCAAUUGCUCAUUCCCAACAAUGUUCCCCUUUAGUUCAAUUUUUUGCUUCUAAACUUUUGGAUGAUUUUGAAUGGACAUCAAAACUUUUUGAAAAAAGAAAAUUUAGACUUGAAACCCUUUCUUCACAAAUGCUGAAUGAACUUAAAAAUAUACUAAAUAUUUAUUCAAAACAAAUAUUAAAAACAGAAAGGCCAAUAACACAAUGGAUAUUAAUUGACUUGUUUAAAUAUUUAUCGUUAAUUAAUGGAAAUGUUUCUUUUGUUUCUGAAAAAGAACUUUAUAAAGAAUUUAAACAAAUUGGAAAAAUUGAAUUAAUUUGUGGUGAAGAAUUGGGAAUGGAAAGGCCUGGAUGGUUUAGAUUAAGAUAUUUACCUAAUGUUAUUGAACGAUUAAAAAAUAUUCUUGAAAACAAAUUAAUGCCUUUAAAUAAUCAAACAGAAAUUGUAGAUAUAAAUGAAUUGGGAUGUAAAUAUGGAGGAGGUAUUAAUUUAUUUCCUGAAAAUGAAAUUGAAGAAGAAAAAUUUAAAAAAGAAAUUUGGGGGGAAAUUGAAGGGGAGAAGGAAGAAGAAGGAGGAAUUGGUAGAAAAAUUUGGGAUAUAAGUGAAGGAGAUGAAAAUGAAGAAGGAUUAAAAGAAAGGGAAAGGGAAGUGGAAGAAGACGAAGUUCUUAGCAAAGUUUUUUCAAUUUUCCCAGAAGAACAUUGGGAAAAGCAAUUAAAUAAUUUAACAAAAACUGAGAUUGUGGAUGUUGAUAAAUUAAAAGAAAAACAAAACUUUCGAGAAAACUCAAAAAAUUUAAAUAUUUCCCAACAAAUUCCUUCAACAGAUUUAAGUUUUAUAGAAGAAUUAAUUAAAAGUAGUAAAAGAGAAGAGAAGGAAGAAGAAAUAAUUAGUAAAUGGAAAUAUUGUGAAGAGGAAUUUUAUGAAGAGGCUUUUACUGAAGAUGUGGAAAAUUUUGAAGAACAAUCACCACAAGAUUUAUUAAUUUCUCCAAACAAAACAUUAGAAUAUUCUCCUUUGAGUGUUACUGUGCCUGAUAGACCUAAAAUUAAUUUUUUUGAAACAGAAGAGAAUAAUACAACAAAUAUUUUGGAUGAUAGUAGUGAUUCUAAAAGAAUUAUCGAAAUUAUUGACCAAAUAUUUAGAGAUGCCGUUGAAAUUAAAGAUUUUUCUUCUUCCUCAACAGAAUCACAUCCAAACAAUGCAAUACCUCAACAUGACAGGCAUUGGUCCGAUUCUGGACUUGCUGCUGAAUCUCCCCCAGAUUUUUCUUCUUUAUCUCCCCCACCCACAAAUAAACAAGAAAAAUCUUCGACUGUUGGAAUUCAACUUCCUUUUGAAGAAUUAACACCCGAAUAUAGCAGAAGACGUUUAAUUGGCCCGAAUGAUCAAAUGUUAGACGAUUCUGGAAUUUUUGUAGAAUUACAGCCGGGGACUUUAAGUAUUGACUUUCCUCUAUUAGUCCCAAUUGAUAAAUUAAAUAAAGUAGAAGAAAUAUCUGAGUCAAUUUUACCCUCAAAAAAUAUUUCUUCUACAAAUUUACAUUUAAAUAAAGAAUUAAUUAAUAACAAUAAUAUACCAAUAAUGACAAUAGAUUUACCGUUUAAAUCUGUGGAAGAAGAAAUUGUUGGUUGGAAACCUUUAGAAAAUUUAAAAGAAGAAAAUGAAAAUAAAGAAUUGCUUAAACCUUUAAUUAAUGAAAAAAGAAAAUUAAGUGCAACAGAUUGGUAUAAACGUUUUGGGGAUGAGGAAGAUGAAAAAGAAGAUGAAGAGGAAAUUAAUAAAAAAAUAAUUUUGGACCCUUCUGAUAUAGCGGCAUUAAUUAAUGAAGGGGCUGAAUUUUGUCCUAUUAUUAAAAAAGAACAACAAAAAGAAGAGGGGGAGGGGGGAGAGAAUAUUAAAUCAAAAAGUGAAGUACUUGAUUGGAAACCUCUUGAACAAAUAAAUAUUUUAAUUGAGGAAAAGAAGGAACAAGAAAUUAGUGAAGAAUAUUUAGUAAAUGAUAAUCAAGAAAAUAAUAUAUUUAAGGAAUCAAAAGAUAGUUCAUUUAAUUCUUUAAAUGAUCAAUUACCUAUUAUUUCUUCUAGAAAAAGUACAAAAUCAGAAGCCUUAGAUAUUGUUUCUGAAUGGAAUAAUAAAUUAAUAAAGAAAAAAGUUGAAGAAAAUUUUGAUGGAAAUAAAGAAGAGGGAGAAGAAGAAAAGGUUAAUAUUGAUAUUCAUUUAAAUGGAGAUAAUUGGCAGGCUAAUUCUAAAGUGUUAAUUUUGCCUUUGAAAAAAUUAGAAAAAGCUGAAUUUAAUAUUAAAAAUAAAAAUCGUAAUCUUCUUACUGUUGAACAUAUAAAUAUAACACAAUUAGAAUAUUUGGGUGGUGAUAUGUUAGAAAGAAUUGAAAAAGGAGAACGUAUUGUUACAAAUAUUUCAACAAAAUUAAAUAAUUUUACUGAAAAUGAAUUAUUUAAUAAAUUGGAUUUUCAGCCAAAUAAUAAUAAUAAUAAAAAUGAAAGAAUUAAUAAAUUUGUUGAAAUAAAGAGGAAUAGAAGUGAAGAAACAGGCAAAAUAAAAACAGAAACAAAAAUAAUUAAAAGUCAAUUAAAAAACAAAAAUAAUGAAGAAAUAAAAAAAGAGAAUGCAUCAUUAUAUACAGAAAUAACUUCAAAUAAUAAUUCUGAAAAUCCUUGUUUUUCUAAUAAAAAUACAAUAAUUUGGAGAAAUAUACCUAUUAAACAACAAAAAAUAUCCUCUCCCUCGCGUAUUUCAAUUACAACAAGUCAAGGGGGAAUUUUAAAUAAAAAUAAUGAAGGAAAUUGUGUUACUGUUAAACACACUCCCGGCAAUAAUUGGUGUAUUUCUUCAAUUUAUAAAACAACAGAAUAUGGAUGGGAAAAACAAACAUUGAGACCUCGUUUUACAACAAAAUUUGAUGAAAUGCCAAGGAGAACAAGCACAUAA
Molecule: messenger RNA, 3819 nt
Organism: Meloidogyne enterolobii
Lineage: Eukaryota; Metazoa; Nematoda; Chromadorea; Rhabditida; Meloidogynidae
Source: the annotation of a GenBank genome assembly